AAUCUCUCUCGACCAGUUUGAAGAUUAGUUGGUUAGUAUUUAAAAUAAAAUCGACCUAAUGAAUUAAUGUCUGACUGAACUGUAUUUGUGGUCGAUAGACCUUCUCUUGAUAGUUCUGACCGAGUGUUGAUGUAUUAAAUUCAUUAUUUUCAUGUGCUAAGAAUUAUUUCAUUUAUUUUCAAAAACCGAAAUCAUUGAAACUCAAAACUCCAUACCAACUGUUCACAUCGAAAGAUAGGAAACGUUACUGAAAAAAAUGACGUACCAUAUAUCGACCUGUCUUUAACCUAACUAGUCAACAAAUUUACAUCUACCUUGAAUUGCUGGCAAAUAUAUAGUCCGUGUAACAACAACACACAUCACGUGCCUCAACCAAACCAAGCUCCAAUAGUAUAAUUAGUAUUACAGAGACACACACACCAUUUCUCGAUAUAAUCCCAACACCCACAUCACAACUCUCAGACAAGUUUUACUAUUCCCAAAUCAACCAAAAACGAUGGAUUCUGAGAUCGCCGUCGACUGCUCUCCGUUGCUCAAGAUCUACAAGAGUGGCCGCAUCGAGCGUCUCAUGGGCGAAACCACCGUCCCAGCCUCUUUAACCCCACAAAACGGCGUCGUUUCCAAGGACGUCGUUUAUUCUCCCGACGACAAUCUCUCCGUCCGCAUGUACCUCCCGGUGAAAGCCGCGGAGACCGGUGAGAAACUCCCCCUCCUCGUCUACUUCCACGGCGGAGGAUUCAUCAUCGAAACCGCUUUCUCGCCGACGUACCACACUUUCCUCACGGCGGCUGUCUCUGCUUCCGACUGCGUAGCCGUGUCCGUGGAUUACAGGCGUGCACCUGAGCAUCCCAUUCCGAUCUCUUUCGAUGACUCGUGGACAUGUCUCAAAUGGGUAUUCACCCACAUCGCCGGAUCUGGCUCGGAGAGUUGGUUGAACAAACACGUCGACUUCAGCAAACUGUUCCUCGCCGGAGACAGCGCCGGCGCGACCAUCGCUCAUCACAUGGCGAUGAGAGCUGCGAAGGAGAAUCUCAGUCCCGAGUUAAGCGACUCAGGAAUCUCCGGGAUCAUCCUGGUGCAUCCUUACUUUUGGUCGAAAACACCAAUCGAUGACAAGGAGACCAAAGAUGAAACGUUGAGGUCCAAGAUCGAAGCGUUUUGGAUGAUGGCUGCUACUCCAAACAACAAAGACGGAGUCGAUGAUCCGUUGAUCAACGUGGUUCAGUCAGAGGCGGUGGAUAUCUCCGGGUUGGGUUGCGGUAAAGUGUUGGUGAUGGUGGCUGAGAAAGACGCCUUGGCCAGGCAAGGUUGGGGGUACGCGGCGAAGCUUGAGAAGAGUGAGUGGAAAGGGAAAGUGGAGUUGGUGGAGAGUGAAGGAGAAGACCAUGUUUUUCAUUUGAUGAGACCUGAUUGUGAGAAAGCUCUCGAGGCUAUGAAGAUAUUCGCAGGCUUUCUUAAGGGACAGAUGAAGAUAUAGUUUGGUCUCUCUCAGUUUCUGCAAUGUUAUAGUGAUUUUAUCAUAUUUGCACGAAUAAUACAAGAGACAUUAAUAAUACCAUAUGCACAUGACAAGAGCAACAAGUGAUACAUUAUUUGUGCUAUGUUACAAACUUACAAUCAUGAUGAGAGGAAACUGAUAGUUUGACACAAGUUUUA
Molecule: messenger RNA, 1656 nt
Organism: Brassica rapa (field mustard)
Lineage: Eukaryota; Viridiplantae; Streptophyta; Magnoliopsida; Brassicales; Brassicaceae
Product: probable carboxylesterase 12
Molecular function (GO): hydrolase activity
Source: RefSeq, a predicted model, not a curated record